AUGGAGAAAAAUCCCCUACUGAAAGCAGUCGUUCUCACUCUAGUUAUUCUCUCAAAAUUUAAGGCAAAUGGUCAAAUUAGCACGCCGUGUACAAGUUCAAUUAUCAGCAGCUUCACCCCCUGCUUAAAUUACCUCACCGGAAGCAGUGCAAAUGGGGGGUCGCCGACUGCCCAAUGCUGUGAUUCGCUAAAAUCCCUCAUGACUGACAGCGUUGAGUGUGGAUGCUUAAUAGUAACAGGAAACGUCCCUGUUUCAGUACCUUUUAUUAGCCGACCCUUGGUAAUUUCACUCCCACGAGCAUGCAAAACUGGUGUGCCAUUACGCUGCAAAGCCACUGGCGUUCCUUUACCCGCUCCAGGACCUGCUUUAUUUCGGCCACCGCCGGCACCUGUGGCUUCUUCCCCGCUGAGUCCCAAAGGACCUGCUUUAUUUCGGCCACCGCCGGCACCUGUGGCUUCUUCCCCGCUGAGUCCCAAAGGACCUGCUUUAUUUCGGCCAACGCCGGCACCUGUGGCUUCUUCCCCGCUGAGUCCCAAAGGUAAUAUGCAAAAUGCAUCGCACUUUUGCCUGAAUAUGAUUGUGAGAGACGAAGAGCGUGCUCGUGCUCCUGAUGAUUAUGUAAUUUCCCAUGUUGAUAAACAAUACAUGUUUGCUUUCCGUUGA
Messenger RNA from Coffea eugenioides, 663 nucleotides. RefSeq names its product non-specific lipid transfer protein GPI-anchored 1-like. The transcript has 5 exons. NCBI's taxonomy places the organism in Eukaryota, Viridiplantae, Streptophyta, Magnoliopsida, Gentianales, Rubiaceae. Bases 1 to 663 code for a protein of 220 amino acids. The record is from RefSeq and is a predicted model, not a curated record.